This is a messenger RNA of Clonostachys rhizophaga, 1152 nucleotides long. The record is from the annotation of a GenBank genome assembly. Lineage: Eukaryota; Fungi; Ascomycota; Sordariomycetes; Hypocreales; Bionectriaceae.
AUGGACCCAAUCGACCAUCUGCUCACCUGGGCCGACGUCAAAGGCAUUGUUCUCAAUGGGAUACGGCCCAGAGUCUUGCCGGGACGAGGUAUAGGUAUUCUUGCGACUCGCGAUCUCAAGGCCAAUGAAACCAUUCUAACAGUACCGUCGAAUGCCUUGCGCACUCUGGACAACACAUCUAAGUCCAUCACUGAGGCUCUCCAAGGGGCUACCGUCCACGCAAUCCUCGCUACGGCACUAUGUCUAGACUUUCACGACACACCGGAUGACUUUGCCAUCUGGAAGGCCGUCUUCCCCUCGCUUCAAGAUAUCAUAACCAGCAUGCCCCUCUGUUGGCCGCAAGAUCUUGUCGCCCUCCUACCCCCAAAGGCUCAGACUCUCCUCUCCAAGCAGAGUGCCAAGUUCGACAAGGACUGGUCUGUCGUCUCAUCCGCCGCAGCAAGCCUGCCCGCCAGCAUGACUCGGCCACAGUUCCUCUACGCCUGGCUCCUCGUUAAUACACGUACCUUUUACCACACCACUCCGGCCACAAAGGCCAAGCUACCCAAAGAAGACCACAUGGUCCUCCAACCGGUCGCAGAUCUCUUCAACCACUCUCCAGACGGCUGCUCCGUCGCCUUUGGCCACAAAGGCUUCCAAAUCACCACAACGCACGCCCACAAGGCCGGCGACGAGUUGUUCAUCCGCUACGGCUCCCACUCAAACGACUUCCUCCUCGUCGAGUACGGCUUCACCAUCCCCUCCCCCGAGAACCCAUUCGACGAGACAGCCUUGGACCCAUACCUCUGCCCGCGCUUCACGCCCGCCCAGAAGGAGCUGCUCGAGGAAGAGGGCUUCUGGACCGGGUACAUGCUCGACUCCCAGACGGCCUGCUACCGCACCCAAACUGCUCUCCGCCUCCUCUGCCUCCCCGAGUGGCAGUGGCGCGCCGUCCUCGACGGCCAGCGCGACGAGGACGAGGACGGAGCCCUCGUCGAUGCCGAGCUGCUAAAGCUACUGCGCAAGUACGAGAAGGAUGCGCGCGCCACCGUGACGGAGAUUGACCAGCUGGACAAGGUGGGCGAGGACGAGUCAAGGCGGCUGCUGAGGGAGCGGUGGAUCGAGAUCCGGCAGCUGAUAGAUACCAAUGCGGCGCGGUUAUCCCAGCAGUGA